GGAGGGAGAGAGAGAGAGAGAGAGUCUUUGCCAGACAUAACUGUUUCACCAGACGAUCAAAUUGUCUAGGCUUUUUGUCGGCAAAGUAAUUGGUAUGAAUUUGGAAAUCCCACUGGCAUUUCUGCUAACGUAAGCCAGCUCAUUCCCCCUGCUAACCUAAGCCAAGGUGCGUAUUUCUUCACCAUGCCAGCUCUCAAACUCACCAUAAUUGCUUCCAUAUACGCCACGCCCAACAAGCUCAAUAAGUGGCUACGCACGAAGGCAACCCCCACAGUUACCGCCAUCGCCACCAUUAAAACCACCAGCUCCAACACCACAAUCGGCAGAAGCUCAAAAUAUCUGGUGGCGUGGACGAGCGGGUGGAGGAUAAGCCCGGGCGCACCCCUCAUCCCUCAGGCGCACGAUAAGGUGUUAUAUAGGAAGCUAGGGUUUCGUGGUCAGAAAUAUUUCUAUUCCUCCGAAGACAAAGGAGGGGUUGUGUCUGAUAUGGGUUCCGAAAACAAAGACGACCAGUGGUUCGACAGUGCCGUCUCCCCCACGUCACCGUUGCCGCCGCAGAACCAGAACCACCACCACCACCGCCAAAAAGCACCGCCGCCACCAACAUCUCCGUCAAAGGAACCGCAGUCUGCGAAAUUGCUAACAUUGCCUACGAUCUUGACAAUCGGCCGUGUCGCUGCCAUUCCGAUUCUAGUUAGCACCUUUUAUGUGGAUAGCUGGUGGGGAACAACUUCAACUACAGGUAUCUUCAUUGCUGCAGCAAUUACGGAUUGGCUUGAUGGUUACCUUGCCCGAAAGAUGAAGUUAGGAAGUGCAUUUGGUGCAUUUUUAGAUCCAGUGGCCGAUAAGCUUAUGGUGGCUGCCACCUUGGUCUUGUUGUGUAGCAGACCUUUGGAAGUUGUUAUGUUUGGACAAGUGCCAUGGCUACUAACUGUACCAUCAAUUGCCAUAAUUGGUAGAGAGAUAACUAUGUCGGCAGUAAGAGAAUGGGCUGCUUCGCAGAAUGGCAAACUUUCAGAGGCUGUUGCUGUAAAUAAUUUGGGGAAGUGGAAAACAGCCACACAGAUGAUUGCAUUAACCAUCCUCCUGGCCACCAGGGACAGCAGUCUCACAGGGGCAGGGAUUCUUGCAGCUUCUGGUGUUGCUUUGCUUUAUAUCUCAGCAUGGCUCGCUGUAUGGUCAUUAGUUGUGUAUAUGAGAAAGAUAUGGAAAGUAUUGCUGAUGUAGCAACUAUGGCCUUGUCUUUGGUUAUCACAGUUCAGAGCUGUGGGUUUGUGCCAGAUGGUUUAUGGAGCACCUCUUGGUACAUUUGCAAUGCACUGUUGAUACUUAUAGCCAUAUAUAAAAACAGGAUUUACACAGAAUUGCUGAAAAGUGGGGAGCUGCUUUUUGGGAAGGUUCCUCAGUUGUUUCUUCCAAAAUUAUUUUGAAAGAAGUAAUCAACUGUAAUCGUUUCGGAGGCCUUUUUAAGCCAUCUAAAUCUUGUAGCCCUGAGUUCGAUGUGUUUUGUGAGGAUACAACAGAAUGUAAGCAUUGAAACACUGUGCAUUGCUAGUUAUUCUCCAGAAUAAAAAAAUUGUUAUGCACCGUGCAAUAUUUGUGAGGUUUUAAUUCUGGUUUCUAAUGCUGAAAGAGCUUGCUUGCA
Messenger RNA from Ilex paraguariensis (yerba mate), 1645 nucleotides. NCBI's taxonomy places the organism in Eukaryota, Viridiplantae, Streptophyta, Magnoliopsida, Aquifoliales, Aquifoliaceae. The record is from the annotation of a GenBank genome assembly.